Messenger RNA from Indicator indicator, 2113 nucleotides. RefSeq names its product solute carrier family 7 member 4 (gene SLC7A4). Gene Ontology annotation, cellular component: plasma membrane. Gene Ontology annotation, molecular function: amino acid transmembrane transporter activity. NCBI's taxonomy places the organism in Eukaryota, Metazoa, Chordata, Aves, Piciformes, Indicatoridae. The coding region runs from base 41 to 2113 and encodes 690 amino acids. The transcript has 4 exons. Gene Ontology annotation, biological process: amino acid transport; transmembrane transport. The record is from RefSeq and is a predicted model, not a curated record.
UCCUUCUCCCUGCCGCCUGCUAACCUCCCUGCAGCAGGGGAUGCUGACAUCUGCUUGCUCCUCUGCCAGGUCUUCAGGCAAGGGUCUGGCUGCUGUGGCCCUCCCCCUGCCAGCGGGCAGGCCCUGCCCUGCUGCCUCCAGGAUGGCGAGGUGGCUGCCGCGCUCUACCGACCUGGCUCGCUUCUUCCAGAAGCUCAACCGGGUCAAGACCUUGGAGGACGACAUGAUGGAGACGUCCUUCAACAGGUGCCUCUCCACCAUCGAUCUGACGCUGCUGGGCAUCGGGGGCAUGGUGGGCUCGGGGCUCUACGUCCUCACGGGCACCGUGGCCAAGGAGAUCGCUGGCCCUGCCGUCAUCCUCUCCUUCAUCAUCGCUGGCUUUGCCUCACUGCUGGCCGCCCUCUGCUACGCCGAGUUCGGGGCUCGGGUGCCCAAGACAGGCUCUGCCUACAUGUUCACCUACGUCUCCGUGGGUGAGAUCUGGGCCUUCCUCAUUGGCUGGAACGUGCUGCUGGAGUACAUGAUCGGGGGAGCCGCAGUGGCCAGGGCCUGGAGCGGCUACCUGGACUCCAUCUUCAACCACAAGAUAAAGAACUUCACUGAGGCCCACAUGGGUGCCUGGCAGGUGCCGUUCCUGGCCCGCUACCCUGACUUCCUGGCCGCUGCCAUCCUGCUGGUGGCCACCGCUUUCAUCUCCUUCGGGGCCAAAGUGUCCUCCUGGCUCAACCAUGUCUUCUCGGCCAUCAGCAUGGGCAUCAUCCUCUUCAUCCUCAUCAUGGGCUUCGUCCUUGCGCAGCCCAAGAACUGGAGCACCCAGGAGGGUGGCUUUGCCCCCUACGGGCUCUCGGGUGUCAUGGCUGGCACGGCCACCUGCUUCUACGCCUUUGUGGGCUUCGACGUCAUCGCAGCCUCCAGUGAAGAGGCCAGGAACCCUCAGAGGGCUGUCCCCAGGGCCAUCGCUUUCUCCUUGGGGCUGGCCACUGGGGCGUACAUCCUGGUGUCGGUGGUGCUGACCUUGAUGGUGCCAUGGCACUCGCUGGACCCUGACUCUGCCCUGGCAGACGCCUUUUACAGGAGAGGCUACACCUGGGCAGGCUUCCUGGUGGCUGCUGGCUCCAUCUGUGCCAUGAACACAGUCCUGCUGAGCAACCUCUUCUCCUUGCCCCGCAUCGUCUAUGCCAUGGCCGAAGAUGGGCUCUUCUUCCAGGUCUUCUCCCGAGUGCACCCCCGCACGCAGGUGCCAGUCGUUGGCAUCGUGGUCUUCGGGCUGCUCAUGGCCCUGCUGGCCCUGGUCUUCGACUUGGAGGCCCUGGUGCAGUUCCUGUCCAUCGGCACGCUGCUGGCCUACACCUUUGUGGCCGCCAGCAUCAUCGUCCUGCGCUUUCAGCAGCAGAAAGUGGUUGGCCCAGCCCCGGUGGCCAGUGGCCGGCCCGGCGCUGAGCCCCACGAGAGUCCAGCUGCCGGGGAGCUGAAGGAGUAUGAGUCCUUCUCUGACAAACUCCAGCUGGUGGACAGGGACAAGAGCAAAGAGCAUCGGGAGCCGGGGCAGCUGAAGGCAGCUUUUGAGCCCUACCUGGAGUUCCUCAGCGACUUCUACCCGGGGGAGGUGGUCACAGUGGCUGUGGUGACCCUAAUGGUGUCUGCCAUCUGCCUCUGCUCCGUCUUGGUGUUCGGCAACACCCACCUCCACCUGCCCACCUGGAGCUACUCCCUGCUGCUGGUCCUCUUCAGCCUGGGCUUCUUCCUCAGCCUCCUCCUCAUCUGGGCACACGAGCAGCAGCGCAGCACACAGACCUUCCAGAUCCCCCUGGUGCCCCUCUCCCCGGCACUAAGCAUCGUCCUCAACAUCUAUCUGAUGCUGAAGCUCAGCUACAUGACCUGGCUCCGCUUUGCCAUCUGGCUCCUCUUAGGCCUGUUGGUCUACUUUGGCUACGGCAUCCGGCACAGCAAGGAGAACCUGCGGGAGCCGCGGGCGCAGCGCCUCAGCGCCCGCUACGUGGUGUUCCCCAGCGGCAGCCUGGAGGAGAGGGUCCAGGCCGUCCAGCCCAGCGCCGAGCCUGCCACCCACACCGAGCUGCCAGACACCCACACCGAGGAGGACGGCAAGAGAUGA